UUACUACAGCAGUGAUUGUUGUGAGGUUAUAAAAAUUUCAUAAAGAUAUACUAAAAACCGCCGAAUCUCUUUACUAUUUCUUUUCUUUAUAUAAAAUGAACGUAAAAAAGAAGCCCGAUGUUCGAAGCUCUUCAGAUAGUUCUUCUGAAAGUUCAUCAGAUUCAUCGAGUAGUAGUUCAUCAUCAAGUGGUUCUGAUUCGAGUGCAUCAUCGAGUGAUAGUGACAGUUCCUCCUCUCAAAGUAGUAAAUCUCCGUCAGGGCCUGAACACAAAAAGACUCCCAUUGCAAAAAAUCAAAGAAAAAGCACAGAGAAUAAUACAAGUACCAACAAGGCAAGUGGAAAAGUGGUUGAGAAAACUAUAAAUAAAGCAAAACCCGCUCCGGCGCGGCUACAAAAACAUUUAAAUAAUAAAAGCAAUAGUAAUAAUGUUACAACUGUGAUUUCUUCAGGAGAUGAAGCUGUAAAUGGGGCUAAUAAAAGCGGGGAGAAGAAAAAACCUGUAGGAAAAAGUGGAAAAACAACCACACUCAGCGGUGUGGUUGUUAAUAACAAAAAUAAUGGAAAUAGUAACAAUAAGGUGAUCUCAACAAAAGUAGGAGGAAAUAAAACCCUCCAUCAAAAAAAUUUGAAUAAAAGUAACAUUAAAACAAACUCAAAUAGUAAAAUAAACCAAAAUGUUAAAGUUCAAGGAAAAUCUAAAGAUAUCAAAUCAAAAAAGCCACCCCCUAAAUUUGAUCCAAACAAAAAAAAGAGUAUUUUUUCACCAGAAAAUAGUUCAGAAUCGGAUAAUGAAAAACAGGUGAAACCAAAAUCAGUUCCUGCUAAGCCUCGCCCGAAAGCAACUCCAAAAGUAAUCGAAAAACCCAAAGAGGUAAAAAAGGAACCAAAAGUUCCUAAAUCUAAAGAAAUUAUAAGUAGUGCUUCUUCGGCGACUUCCACGUCCGAAUCAAAUUCGUCAAGUAGUGAUAGUGACAGUAGUGUUGAUUCAUCUUCGAGUAAAAAGACCAAUUCUGCUAAAAAAGUGAAUAACAAAAAAUCAAUGAGUCCUAAAGAUAUAAGAUCGGAUUCGGAUGGUGAAACCCUUACAAAACAUGUUACAAGGAAAUGGACACGGUCUGCUAAUGUUAGGAAAUCUAAGCAUAUCGUGGGUAAAGCUUAUUCUGAUACUGAUUCUGAUGGGGAAAGUGUAAAAAGAUCUCUGAGUCGAUCCCCUGUAAAAAGGGCUCCUGUUGUUACUAAAGGAAAUUCAAAAAAUAAAAAGGUUGAUAAUAAAAUUAAAAGUAAUGAAAUUAUUGAGGAAGAAAGAAAAUGUCCAAUUGAAGGUUGUGAUAGUUUGGGUCAUUUAGGAGGAAAACUAGAUAAACAUUUCACAGUUGAUGCAUGUCCUUAUUACCAUAAUAUGACUCCAAAUGAAUGUAAAGAUUGGCUUAUUGACAGAAGAAAACGCGAAGAGCAACGUAAAAAAGUAUUAGAACAUAGUCAUAAGUUUCCCCGGGGUCAUUUAACUCAAGAACAACGAAAUUACGCGCAAAAAAUUAAAGAAAUGCGAUCGAAAUUCAUCCCUGACAGUGAUGAUUUGGUGAAACCACACACAGAUAAAAAUCGGGAACCAAAUUUACACAAUUUCGUGCCUGAGUACGAUUUGAAAUUAUUUAAAGAAGCCCAAGCCAUAUCCAGCGAACAAAUCGAAGAAGAACUCAAAACCCAACCCAACACCAAAGGUACUAAAUACAUUGAAAUGGGAAAAUUCGAAAUGGAAGUUUGGUACCAAAGUCCGUAUCCUGAAGAUUAUGCAAGAUUACCAAAAUUAUAUAUUUGCGAAUACUGUCUUAGAUAUAUGAAAUCGAGAACUGUUUUACUUAGACAUGUUCAUAAAUGUGUGUGGAAGCACCCCCCUGGUGAAGAGGUGUAUAGAAAAGAUAAAAUUAGUGUGUGGGAAGUUGAUGGGAAGCGAUACAAAUCGUACUGUCAAAAUUUAUGUUUGUUGGCAAAGUUUUUUUUGGAUCAUAAAACGUUGUAUUACGAUGUGGAACCGUUUCUAUUUUACGUAAUGACUUUAGUUGAUAAUGAAGGGUGUCAUACUGUUGGAUAUUUUAGUAAGGAGAAAAACUCCUUCCUCAACUACAACGUGUCCUGCAUCUUAACGUUACCGCCGUACCAACGACAGGGCUACGGACGCCUGCUAAUCGAUUUCAGCUACCUAUUGACCAGGGUUGAAGGAAAAAUAGGGUCGCCUGAGAAGCCCCUCAGCGAUUUAGGUUUAAUCUCGUACAGAUCUUACUGGAAAGACGUGCUGCUCAACUACCUGUGUAAGACAGCUGGCACCCAGUUGUCCGUUAAAGAUAUCAGCCAGGAGAUGGCCAUUCACUCCUACGACAUCGUCUCCACCCUACAAGCCCUCGGCAUGAUGAAGUAUUGGAAGGGAAAGCAUAUUAUAUUAAGGAAACAGGACGUGUUGGACGAAUAUGCGGAACGAGUUAAACGAAGAGGGACGUUACUCAAAGAAGUCGAUCCGGAAUGUUUGAGAUGGACGCCGUUCGUUCCACCUCAACAAAACUCCUCUCAAAAAACGUAAAUAUAAUUUUUGUAAUAAAGAGGGUGUGUAUUUUGACAAUCACAUGAAUAUUGAAUUGUUUAAUUUUUAAAAAUACGAACAAUAAUAAAA
Molecule: messenger RNA, 2666 nt
Organism: Onthophagus taurus
Lineage: Eukaryota; Metazoa; Arthropoda; Insecta; Coleoptera; Scarabaeidae
Gene: chm
Product: lysine acetyltransferase chameau
Biological process (GO): regulation of transcription by RNA polymerase II
Cellular component (GO): chromatin; histone H3-K14 acetyltransferase complex; nucleus
Molecular function (GO): zinc ion binding; histone H4 acetyltransferase activity; transcription coregulator activity
Source: RefSeq, a predicted model, not a curated record